CCUUGGCUUCCAUCCAUGCAAAUAAACCACUGGGAUCAUAGUUCAUAAUUUGCUUCUCUCUUCAUUCAUCUCCUUUGCCGCUUGGAGGCUUCGUGUUUCUCUUUUGCUUCUUCUCUGUGGCUAUUACUUCUUCCUGCAGUGACACCGUCCUUCCACUAGGACUUCCCAAGACGCUUUCUCCUCCGCCGCCGCUCUGCCUUACCCGAGCACAAUGAAAGCCUGUGUGUACCCGUAACCCCCGUGCAGUGAGCCAGUGUCAGCAAAGCAGCUAACAACAGACAAGAAAGAGAAAGGGAUAUUACAAGGUACUUUUCACUUAUCAAGCCGGGGAAUCCAACAGAGUCAUCGCUGAUAAUUGCACCACAAGCACCUAGACCCACUGUUUGGGGGAUGGAAUAUGCAAAAACACAAAAGAAAAUCAGUGGACUACUCUGGGUGCGAAAUGCUGGAAGUUUAGGCGCUACAAUAUUAGCAGCAGACAGUUGGAGACAGCAAUAAAACAAGAAGACUGGAGAGCAAAGAGAGAGAGAGACGAGAAAACACAAAGACUUAACUCAUCUGAACCUCCUCCUCCUCCCGCCCCUUUAUCUGCACGUUUACUGAAGGCUUAUAAAAAAAAUCCUCUCGACCAAAUUAAACCAAACCAAAACAAGGGAAAGUCUUUGAGUUCCUCCUGCGCCCCAUCACUGCAAUUUUCUUCCUCUGGAGAAAUUUCCCCAUAAAGAAUCUCUCCCUCCUCCCCAAAAUUAAAUAAAUAAAGCCGCCAAGUUUCACUCAUUUGGGAGGGAGAGUCCCUCCGUCUGGGGGACUGGUUCUUUUUUAAGGCAGUGGCUUGGUGGUUUGAUUUGUUUUUAUUAUUCCCCUUUAGAAAGGUCUCACCCCCAAGCCCCCCUGGAUUUUUGCUGUGUUCACCCAUGAGCCCAUCGCCCUCCCCCUUGUUCUAAUUUGUGUUUAUCUCCCUCCUUCAAAUGGUUCUCUGCAGUCUUGGGACGCAAACCGCCCAUCAUCUUUAAUUCUAUGUUGGCAAAUACCUAGCGAUCGCGGGUCAGUCCCAUCCCGCCCCCAUCCCAACUCCUCCAGAGAGGUCAAGCCCGAUUGCUAAGGGGUGGGGGUGGGGGAGGCUGAUCGAGAUUUGGGGACUGCCUGGCCCGGGCCCCCUUCUCCCCCCCAGCCAGCCCAUCCCUCCCUCCCCGUCCCCAUCCAUGUGGCAGUGAGAACAGAGCUCAGCGUUGUCAGGGGCAGCAUCGCAGGCGCUACCCAGUCGCAGCAGCGAGCAGCAGCGUGGCCGGCAGGAUGGGGGACACGGCUCCCCCCCAGGCCCCGGAUCUCGGGGCCGGUCUCCUGGGAGGGGGCUCGGUGGCCCCCCGGGUGCACAGCGCCAUCGUGGAGCGGCUGCGAGCCCGCAUCGCCGUCUGCCGCCAGCACCACCAGAGCUGCGAGGGACGCUACGAGCGGGGCCGGGCGGAGAGCUCGGACCGCGAGCGGGAGAGCACCCUGCAGCUGCUGAACCUGGUGCAGCACGGCCAGGGGGCCAGGAAGAGCGGCAAGCACAGCAAGGGGGCGGGCAGCGCCGGCCCGGCGCCCCCUGCCGCGCCGCCGGACUAUCACCCGCAGCUGCUCAGCAACGGGGCUGCUGGGGGCAGGAGUGGGAUCAACGGGGAGCAGCAGCAGCCGGGCUCCGCGGCCGACGGGGGGCAGAGGAACUCGGCCCUCAUUGCGCUCCAGGGCUCCUUGAAGAGGAAGUUGGUGGUAAAUCUAUCACCUGUUAACAACAAGAGACCCAAUGGUAUUUCAGAUAACUCUUUCCUUGAUAUUAAGAGGAUACGAGUGGGUGAUAAUCUUUCUAUGGGACAAGGCGGACAUGUUAACAAUUGCCAAAGCCAGUCAAUGUCAGGAACCUUGUCUGUGGGGCAAGGAUCACAAAGAAAGACCAGCAACCUAACAAACAGUACCCACUCUAGUGGGCAUAUAUUUAAUAUGCCUUUGAAAGAGGUCAAGAAAGAACCAGGAGAAACCAUAUCUUGCAGCAAACACCUGGAUGAUCAGAUGUCCCAUGAAAACAUUUUCCCUAACAGAUAUGGGGAAGAUACAGGGGAACAGAUGAUGGACCCAGAGCUUCAGGAGCUGUUUAAUGAACUGACUAACAUAUCGGUGCCACCAAUGAGUGACCUUGAACUAGAAAAUAUGAUAAAUGCCACCAUAAAACAAGAUGAGCCGUUUAACAUUGAUCUUGGACAGCAAAACCAGAGAGGCGCUGCUAGAUCUUCUCUGCAGAUGGAGAAAAUAGUGAUAAAGAGUGAAUAUUCACCAGGCUUGAAUCAGGCACCUGUGGGCUCCCCUCAAAUGAGGCCUUCUUCUACAGGACCAGCCUUCACUAUGUCCAGCGCUGCCAUGUCCACCUCUUCACCAAUCCCUUCGGUGCCUCAGAAUCAAGCACAGUCGUCGCAGGUCUCUUCUGUAUCAAAUCGAUCAUUGACUAACUGGCAAGAAGUAUCUCACGCCCAGCAGCUAAAACAAAUAGCAGCCAACCGACAACAGCAUGCCUUGAUUCAGCAGCAGCAGCAGCAGCAAAACCAGCCAUCCAGCUGGCCCACCUUGUCCCCAUCAGGCCCUUCCCCAGGACAAUUCGUACAAGAGAAAAUUCCCAGCCCUUCCUUUCGUCAGCAGCAGUUUAGCCCCCAAAGCUCAGCCAUGCCUGGGGUACCUGUCAAUGGGAAUCAGUCCAAAGCGAUGAAUAACUACAUCUAUAAACCAAACGCCACAACCCAGAGCAGCCCCAUUGACAUCGUAAUGCAACCAAAGCCUCAGGAUCUCAAUAGAAACUUUAUAAACAACACUCAAUCACCACUAGAGCAGCAUCAUGGCAACACAAAACCUUUGUGUCAUUUUAACUCAGAGCAAACUAACCAGCAGAUGCCUUCAGUUUUGGGAUCCCAAAGCAAGCCUUCUAUUCUGCAUUAUCCUCAGCAGCUACAGAGCCCUGUUGCAGUGCAACAGCAACAGCAGCAACCUACUCAACCUCUCCAAAACCAGCCUCUUCAAAGGCCACCAAACGUAUCCUUAGCAUUGCAGCAGAAGAUGAUACUUCAGAAAAUGCAGCAAAGCCAACAAAUCUCAGGACUGCAGUAUCCCGUCUCUCAACAGCACAGACAGGAUCAACACUCUGUGAUAGGCCAAGGUACAGGCCCCAGUCCAAGUUCCAGUACUUGCUCAAAUCCAAACACUGGAAGUGGUUACAUGAACUCAUCCCAGCAAUCAGCGUUGAAUCAGCAACUGAUGGAAAAGAAACAGGCGUUGCAGAGGCAGAUGAUGGAGCAAAAGCAGCAGCUCCUUCUACAGCAGCAGAUGUUGGCAGAAACAGAGAAAAUCGCUCCUCAAGAUCAGUUGAACAGACACUUGACGAGGCCACCACCAGAUUACAAAGACCAGAGAAGGAAUGUGGUCAGCAUGCAACAAGCAAACCAGUAUUCUGGUGGUUCUCCGGGAGUGAGUAUGAGCUCCAAUCUGACUUUGUCAAAUCCUAUUUCAACUCAUAGCAUUUUGUCACAGAAUUCUAGCCUUUUGUCAACUCCCCAUGGAACCAGAAUGCCUUCUAUUCCAGCAGCCCGGAACAUGGGCUGUUACGGAAACAUUCCUUGCAAUCCACCAAGCUCAUACAAUGUGACGUCAGGAAUGAGCCAAGUGCAGCAACACAGAAACCAAAACCAAAUCAUAACCAGUCAAAAUAACCUCAUGAUGUCUCGCCAGCCAGCCCUGGCACAAGGAAACAACGUAACAGCUUUUGGGACUGGGUCAGCGGUUAACUCUCAGCAAGUGAGAGCAGGUUUAAACCAUGGAGCGACAGGUAUCCCAGCACAAAGACCAUCGAAUGUGAUGAUCACUUCCAGUGCUGCUGCUCAGAACUGGGCCCCUCAAGAGGCAGCAACGAAGCAGCAGGAUACACUGAAACCUACAGGAGUUCGUUUCCCGACGAGCACUCCAUAUCCUAACCUGUCUUUGCAGCGCUCCAUAGGCAACCCGCAGUUUCCUCAGCAUGCUAUGGCACCUCCAAACCAAUUAACAACAGCAGCGCAAAUGAGACCUCCUCUAAACCAAAUGAACCAAACAAUAAAUGGACAACCUGUUGGAUCACUAAGAGGUUUAAGUGUAGGAGCUAACCAGAUCAGAGCACAGACUGUGCCUAACGUGAAUCACCCAGGAACAAGUAUGACACCACCAUCAUCCCUGCCGUCAACCAGUUUUACAUCUACCAACCAAAACUCUAGGGCUUACCAAGGAACUGACCAUGGGAAUGACUUAGCCUUUGACUUUCUUAACCAGCAUGGUGACAAUAUAGGGCCUGCACUCAACAGUGAUUCAGACUUUAUAGACUCUUUAUUGAAAACAGAGCCUGGUAAUGAUGACUGGAUGAAAGAAAUCAACCUUGAUGAAAUCUUGGGGAACCACUCAUAAGAGACAAUGCUGAUGAUAAAACAUACAUGCUCUAAGUACUAGGAGGCAGGAUUGACUAUAGCUCUCUCUUUAAAGUUCCAACAAUCUUCUUUAUUAAUUUACUCUCCAGUGGUUGGGCUGUCUAAAAACCAAUGGUUUAAAAUAAGGAUCCAAGUGGAGAGAUUGCUUUAUUUGAAGAGAUUGUCUAAGAACAAAAUCUGAUUCUAAAUCUUACCCCAGAUAAAGUAUAAUGUAGGGUGAUACUUAUACUUGUCAAGCUAAAAACAGAUGAGGGGGUUUGUGGCCAAUGCAUUAGAAGUGCACCCGUUGUUCUCAUGGGAGCUGUCUGCAUUUGGCUUAGGAUUGUGUAUUGCAUGCAUUCUGCAAACAGAGGUCCUGAACGGUGUGCAGAUCAUGAAACUUCAUGUCUCAGAUGCAAGUGGCCACCUCGCUAUGGGCUUGACUCCAUGCAGUCCGGAAUAAAUUGCUCAGUGCUCUCCACUCUCAUUGAGAGUACUCAGUGCCUCCCAAAAUCAGGCCUUCUGUACAACUAAUUCUUGUAUGUUAUAAAAAUUGUUUACUUCGACAUAGUAGAAACUCGCAUUUUUCCUUUCAAUUGAUUUCAUUUUAAACCACCUAACUUGUGUAGAAAAGGGCAAAUGGUUCCUUUCAAGGAAGGAGGAAAGUGGUUUGUGUGAGACACACCCCAGAGUGGUCACUAGCUCUUACUCUGUCUCCUGGGAUUUGGUUUGUUGUAACAAGGGAAGCUGUUUCUCCAAUAGGUAACAAGUUCGGUGUAGUUUCUGGUGUAAAUAUGCCAAAGUUCAAGGGCCAAAUUCUGCUCCUUUGCUCUCACAGAUGGUGCCAGUGACUUGAAUGAACAGCUUGAGUGAGAUAGAGGUGGAAGAUUUGGCUCCAAAAGAAUACUUCCCCUCUCUGUAUCUGAGUUCCACAUGUACCCAGCUAUUUGCUUCAUCCUUGCUCAAGCGCUGGGAUAUAUCUGCGUAUGGGAAGACUUCCAUUUUGAUUCAGUCUGACAACAUGCGGCGUGACUCCUGUGGAGAAUAUCCGUAGCUCUCUCAUUCACCCGGUCGAGGGAGUCAGAAGAGAGACACGCUUGAGCACUAAAAGUGCUGAUGACGGUUUGAUGGAUGCUCGCUGUGGGCCAGAUUCCGAUCCUUUACUCAGGUUGAGUCGUCCCUUGCUCUCUGAGUUGUCCCUCUGAAACCAGGAUGUACAGCUGAUGUAUUGAAAUCAAUGGGACUGCUUGCAGAGUGAGUACCCUUCAGCCAGAGUCAAGGUACCAGAAUCUGGCCCUACAAACUAGUUAAUUCACAGCCUGGUUAAAACAAUGGGGAAUCAGACUAACAUGGCUACCCCUCUGAAACCUGACAGCCUGGUUACUCUCCCAGUCACUCUCCUAGCAGGAGGAUGAGGGAAGGGAUUCUGCCGGCAAGGUGAGAAAGAUGUUGCUUGCGCUGAUGUGGUGAGGAUCCUUCAAGAGGUUGUCUGAGUCAGAUAAGGCUAGGGAAUAUAGAGCCCAUUUGCAGAUGCCUGGAGAUGACCAGAAACAUAUUGCUUCAAAAGGUAUCACUAUACCACCAUUACAGGUUUAAUUGAUCCAUCAUUUCUUUGUGGAGAAGUUCCUUCUUGAGGACUUCUGGCAUAUACACACAAGAGCAGCAGCUUCAGCACCCUUGGAGAGGGGGCAACAUGUUCCCACAAUGCACUUGCCCAGCUGUGCUGGCCAGGGCAGGUGGGGUCAGAGCCAUGGUCCUAUCCUUGCCUCUCCCCCUUUCAGACACCACGAAGGUGAAAUGGAGGUGGGUGAGGAGGAAACUUCUCUACACCCUCCCUGCUUUAUGUGCCUGUGCAGAGCCUGGCCAGAGUCUUACUCUGAGCAAUCAGGUAUGACUCCAGGAAGGAGAGCUGCUUUGGGAUGGUGGAGAGGGGAAGAUAUGCAUGGCACAAGAGGUGGUGAUGUCUGGAGGGAUUUAUCUCCAAGGAGACUCAGAUCAGCAGCCUCUUAGACACCUUUAGAAAAGGUACGUCAGCCUCCCAGUGAAGGGGGCCAGGGCUCUGACUACAUUUCUAACCCGCCCAGACACUCCCUUUCUGGAAUGUUCAGCACUGCCAGAACCAGGGGCGGCUCUAGGCACCAGCAAAACAAGCUGGUGCCUAGGGCGGCAAAAUGUAGGGGGCGUUCCC
Mauremys mutica (yellowpond turtle) is the source of this 6639-nucleotide messenger RNA. It is a transcript of the gene MAML2, whose product is annotated as mastermind like transcriptional coactivator 2. Gene Ontology annotation, molecular function: transcription coactivator activity. The coding region runs from base 1294 to 4452 and encodes 1052 amino acids. Gene Ontology annotation, biological process: Notch signaling pathway; positive regulation of transcription of Notch receptor target. The record is from RefSeq and is a predicted model, not a curated record. Gene Ontology annotation, cellular component: nucleoplasm; nuclear speck. Lineage: Eukaryota; Metazoa; Chordata; Testudines; Geoemydidae. The transcript is spliced from 6 exons.